This is a messenger RNA of Acyrthosiphon pisum (pea aphid), 1766 nucleotides long. RefSeq lists its product as uncharacterized. The coding region runs from base 503 to 1687 and encodes 394 amino acids. The record is from RefSeq and is a predicted model, not a curated record. NCBI's taxonomy places the organism in Eukaryota, Metazoa, Arthropoda, Insecta, Hemiptera, Aphididae. The transcript has 6 exons.
AUAUACAUAUAGGUAUAGUAGGUACUUGUUGUACAAAACUCAUUCUCGAUAAUUGUUCAAUGUUUUUGGAAAAUACUGAAUGCGUGUAAUCACUCAUCCCAGGGUGGCGUAAUCGAAGAAGCCUCAUAACAUAACUUUGCACAAAUUGCAACCGAAAUCGGUUACCUAUAAAACAUAGUAUUAUGUAGGCGAAGACGGCAUGUAGUGUAUACGGCGCUUGCGUACACAAUUCUGCCGCUACGUGUCCUUAAUAACACCUACACAGUGUCAUAAUAUAAUAUAAAUACGCGUAACGCACACGUUUUGUUGCAGUCACAAUGUGCCACAGGACGUUUCCUCCACGAGGACUGUUGGCCACUGUGAAUGUCGAUCAUCCACAGUGAUGGAAUUUUUUUUUAAACUAUAUCAUCAUUCCGGCUUCCAGUUUAUAUUAUUUACAAGAGUAGGAAUGUAGGUAUACUUGCGGACAAUAAACUUGGUCAAACCGAACACAUGAAAGAUUAUGUGGCACGUAGAAGAGGACCUCCAUCGGCCACUGCCACGUUGGUCAAACCAUCACUGUACUCAGCAUCAUCACCACCUGCACCAUUACGAUAAUAAUGAAAUCAAAAUACACACAAUGGAAAAUGGUUUUAUUGGAGUUGGCCAGCAUCAAAAUCACAUGUAUUAUCCAGUUUCUUAUUGUAUGGUCAACGAUGAUGUUCAAGAAGAAGAACAUCAUCAUCAUUAUACUUUUUCUCAGAUGUUGAUGAGCCGUCCACCGCCUCCACCAACUCCAGAACCAUCAUCUCUACCAUCUUUGAUGUUAUCUUCUCCACCUCUGCCAGACUCUUACUAUGUUCACCAUCCGUUUACUUCUAUUAUGCAACAACCACAGCAGCCAUCACUUGUAUCAUCAUCACCAGAUUCAUCACUUACAGUUGGCUACAAUACCAUUCAAAUCCAGCAACGUAUAAAUGAUUACGACUACAAUGAAAGAAACUCUGAGUUAGCCACCAGAAUGAUUAAAAAUGAUUUAUCUUCAUCAUGUUUUCGUCGAUUACAUCUGGGAGAAAGAACUAUUGACAACAGUAUGAAGUCAACUGUAAUUUUUGAUAAAAACACACAACAACAAACAUCAAAUAACAACAAUAGAUUAUUAGAACAAGCAAAUGAAAUCAAAACACAGUUUGAGAUUACAUUGGGUGACGAUAAAAUAAUAGGCGUGUGCAAACGGACUAUAUUGGCUGCCAUAAAUAAAGUCAUAGUUGACAAUUAUGAAUCUGCUUUGUACAAAUUACGUAAGACUAUAAGAAUAUUGGACAUAAUAAAAUUCAACGAAGGUGUUAGCGGGAUUGAAACUGCUAAAAUCGAUAAUGUUGGACCAUGGUUGGAAACAUUGAAAGAUAUAGAACGAAAAAUUACACAAUAUCAACAGGACCAACAGGACCAAAACAUUAAUGGACACCACGGUCCUAGUCAGUUAGAAAAUAGUACCAUAAUAAGAACAGAAGACAGCUAUAACAAGCAACUAAUACAACUCACCAGUAAUAUGAGCAGUAGAAAUGAUAACAUUAAUAUUGAAAAGAGUGGUCGUCCAUAUCACUUUUGGUGGAAAUCAAACUUAAAGCGUUACCGUACUACAGGAAAGUUAGUUGUAGAGCAACGUUUUAAUACCAACCGUCGCCGGUACCAAAGAAACAACUAAUAUUUCUACACCAGGAAACCAGCAUUUGUCUAGGAGAAUGAUUGAUCUUUAUAAUUAAAUAAAUAAUAACAAUUUUCUA